Messenger RNA from Drosophila busckii, 506 nucleotides. RefSeq lists its product as uncharacterized. NCBI's taxonomy places the organism in Eukaryota, Metazoa, Arthropoda, Insecta, Diptera, Drosophilidae. The record is from RefSeq and is a predicted model, not a curated record. The coding region runs from base 100 to 402 and encodes 100 amino acids. The transcript is spliced from 2 exons.
AAAUUUGUGUUUGUGUACAUUCCAGAAAAAAAUUGAAAAAAAAAAUAAAGAAUUUUUAUAAUUGGCUCGUAAGCUUGUUAACCAAAUUAAACUGCGGGUAUGGCUGUAACAAAAACUAAGGAAUGGUCACGAGCGCAAAAGUUUGUGCCCAAGGAUAAUUUGACAACAGAGGCUGGCUUACGAGCUCAGAAGCAUGUAAUGGAGUCUUGUAUUGACAAAGAUGACGACUCACCGCCAAUGAGCCUGAUAAUUGGCAUGGAAUAUGGACGCAUGUGGUUGAGAGAGCGCGAGAAGUUUGUAAAGCAACAUGCAAAAAUAAUGCAGAGCAAGGUGAUUAAAAAUGAUUUCGAAUGGUGGCUAAAGCAAAGAAAGACGACGAAAAAAUUUUGUGGCAAUAAAUAGUGAACAGAGUCGGAAAUCAGAGCAAUAGACAUUAUAAACAUUACUAAAAUUGCAGUUAUAAAAUCUUAAAAAAAAAUAGACAAUAAAUAGCAGCAACAAAUAAA